CUUCUGCGGUACCAGUAGGUCGCCGAGGGUCGGAGCUGCGUGUAGGGGGAGAGAGAGAGGCGUCGUCUCGCACUGUGGACACAAAAACAAGAAGAAGAAGAACGGAAAGGAAACUCUCACGUGUUUUUCGGGUCUUGAGAAAAAAGUCACUCACUAACUCAUCAUGUGCGACGACGACGCAACCGCGCUGGUGUGCGACAAUGGCUCCGGCCUUUGCAAGGCUGGCUUCGCCGGUGAUGACGCCCCUCGCGCUGUCUUCCCCUCCAUCGUUGGUCGCCCUCGCCAUCAGGGUGUGAUGGUCGGUAUGGGUCAGAAGGACGCCUACGUAGGAGACGAGGCCCAGAGCAAGCGAGGUAUCCUCACCCUCAAGUACCCCAUCGAGCACGGCAUCAUCACCAACUGGGACGACAUGGAAAAGAUCUGGCAUCACACCUUCUACAAUGAACUUCGAGUUGCCCCAGAGGAAUGCCCUGUCCUGCUCACAGAGGCUCCCCUGAACCCAAAGGCCAACCGCGAGAAGAUGACCCAGAUCAUGUUCGAGACCUUCAGCUGCCCCGCCAUGUACGUCGCCAUCCAGGCCGUGCUGUCUCUCUACGCCUCUGGUCGUACCACUGGUAUCGUGCUGGACUCUGGCGACGGUGUGACCCACACUGUCCCCAUCUACGAAGGUUACGCUCUUCCUCACGCCAUCAUGCGUCUCGACUUGGCCGGUAGGGAUCUCACAAACUAUCUCAUGAAGAUCCUGACUGAGAGAGGCUACUCCUUCACCACCACGGCUGAGCGCGAGAUCGUCAGGGACAUCAAGGAGAAGCUCUGCUACGUCGCUCUCGACUUCGAGAAUGAAAUGGCUCAGGCUGCCGCCACAACGUCCUUGGAGAAGUCCUAUGAACUUCCCGACGGCCAGGUCAUCACCAUCGGUAACGAACGUUUCCGUGCCCCAGAGGCCAUGUUCCAGCCCUCUUUCCUGGGUAUGGAAUCCUCUGGAACUCACGAAACCGUCUACCAGUCCAUCAUGAAGUGCGACGUCGACAUCAGGAAGGAUCUCUACGCCAACACUGUCAUGUCCGGUGGUACCACCAUGUACCCUGGUAUCGCUGACAGGAUGCAGAAGGAAAUCACCAACUUGGCCCCAUCCACCAUCAAGAUCAAGAUCAUUGCUCCUCCCGAGAGGAAGUACUCCGUCUGGAUCGGCGGCUCCAUCUUGGCUUCUCUGUCCACCUUCCAGUCCAUGUGGAUCACCAAGGAAGAGUACGACGAGUCCGGCCCUGGCAUCGUCCACCGCAAAUGCUUCUAGAUACCUUGAAACUUUUAAUUUUCUUUUGCUAAAGAUAAUACAAUUAUCCCUAAA
Macrobrachium nipponense is the source of this 1348-nucleotide messenger RNA. RefSeq names its product actin, muscle-like. The coding region runs from base 164 to 1294 and encodes 376 amino acids. The record is from RefSeq and is a predicted model, not a curated record. NCBI's taxonomy places the organism in Eukaryota, Metazoa, Arthropoda, Malacostraca, Decapoda, Palaemonidae. The transcript has 2 exons.